UCCAACGGAAAACUGAUAAAAUAACUGUCAAAGUCAUCACGUGUUUGUUGUUUACAUAAUCGGUUAGCAGAUCUUCGAAUUAAAAAUUUUCAUCUAAUGAAAUAUAAACUUAAAAUUAUUUUAUAUUUCAAGUUUAUUAAAUAAAUGCAGUAUUAUUUAAAUCGAGUUAUUUUUUAAAUAUAAUACAUUCAAAUUUGAAGCGCCAAAUCAGUAGUUAAGUAUAUUGGCACCAUGAUCUUCACUUUAUAUAUAUGAAUAUUAUUGUAAACAAUGAUGCUUGGUCAUAGGAUAAGCGCAGAGGGAUAACGACAACUUAUAAAAAUAGAAAUACGGCAUAGAGAAUGAAUUCUUAUCAUGAAGAAUUAGUGUCUGCAGAUAAUUUUUAGUCUAUGCUUGCAUAUAACCUACAAUUUUUAUUAUGAACAUUGUAAUAAAACCAACAUUUUAAUCUUUUGUUAAGAAAACCUACGAUGAUGAUAUAUUAAAUAUAUGUCAUGAAGGUAAAAUUCUGAAUUGUACGAAAUGACAGAUAAACAAAAAAUACUUAGCUGUGGUGAUGUAGAAGGACAUUUUAAAUUUCUAUUUACGAAAGUGGAAAAUAUUAACAAAAAAAAUGGACCGUUUGACUUUUUAUUAUGUGUUGGAAAUUUUUUUGGUGAAAAUAAUAUAGAGCUUGAACCAUAUAAAAAUGGCAUGAGAAAUAUUUCUGUUCCAACAUAUAUUAUUGGCCCAAAUAGGGAGACAGAUUUAAAACAUUAUCCUGACAUAGAUGGAUAUGAAAUUUGUCAAAAUUUAACUUAUCUUGGUAGAAGAGGUUUAUAUAUUGCAACAUCAGGGUUAAAAAUUGCAUAUAUCAGUGGCAUUGAAAAUAAUGCAACAGAAUCCAAAACAAUUUGUUUCCAAAAAAAUGAUGUUGUAUCAAUAAAGAAUUCUUGUUUGAAAGGUCAACCAAGCUUUCGAGGAGUAGAUAUAUUAUUAUCCUCACCAUGGCCUAAAGGCAUUACCGAUUUAGAUCCAAAUAAACCUAAUAUCAAAUAUCAAGGAUCUGAAUUAAUAGCUUGGUUGGCUGCUCAAAUAAAACCAAGAUAUCAUAUCUCAGCAUUAGAAAAUAUUCAUUAUGAAAGACCACCUUAUAGAAAUCAUAGUCAAGAUGAAAGUGGUAUUGAAAUUGCAACUAGAUUUAUUGCUCUUGGAUCGGUUGGAAAUAAUGAAAAGAAGAAAUGGCUGUAUGCUUUGAAUUUAACUCCUAUAGACAGAAUAAGAUUAUCUGAAUUAGUUAUGAAAACAACUGAUGAAACAUCUAGUCCUUAUUUAAAGCAUUUAUUACAUGAUGAACCGAUAGAAACAAAAACUACACAAUUUUUUUAUGAUAUGGAAUUUAAAUCUCAGAAACGUUCGAAAAAUUCAGAUUAUUCUUAUAAGAAGCUUAAGACAGAAUUUGAUCAAACAAAAUGUUGGUUUUGUUUAUCUAGUCCUGAAGUAUCUAAGCACUUAGUAAUUGCCGUCGGUGCAGAAGUUUAUGUAGCGCUUGCUAGAGGUGGAUUGGUUGAAGAUCAUAUGCUAAUUUCGCCGAUAACACAUCAUCAGAGUUUAUCAGUUUUACCACCAGAUAUUUUAAAAGAAAUGAAACAAUAUAAAGAAGCAAUAACAAACUAUUUUGCAAGUAAAAAUCGAGUACCAGUAUUUUUUGAGAGAAAUUAUAAAACAUCUCACUGUCAAUUACAAGCUGUUCCAAUUCACAAAAAUCAAGCAUCUAUAGUUAAAGAAAUGUUUGAGGAAAUAGCAGAAUGUAAUAAUUUCAAAAUCGAUGAACUUCCACAUCACACGGAUUUACAACAAAUUGCAAAACCCGGUGUUCUGUACUUUUACGUAGAGUUACCUGAUGGGCAAUCAUUGUACUAUAGAAUUAAGAAGGAUUUUCCAUUACACUUUGGUAGAGAAGUAUUGGCAUGUGAUAGAAUAUUAGAUGUUAAUCAUAGAUCAGAUUGGAGGGAUUGUCAAUUGGAUAAGGAUGAAGAAAGUGAAUUGGCCAAAAGAAUUAGAACACAUUUUAAACCAUAUGAUAUAGAUAAUUAAAGUAAUUUAUAUAUAUACAAAAUAUUUUUACAUUGUGAUAUAAAUAAUAUGUUCACAAAUUUCAAUAAUUAUUAAAAAUAAUUAUUAUUUGCA
Messenger RNA from Vespa crabro (European hornet), 2169 nucleotides. RefSeq names its product CWF19-like protein 1. The transcript has 3 exons. Gene Ontology annotation, cellular component: post-mRNA release spliceosomal complex. Gene Ontology annotation, molecular function: RNA lariat debranching enzyme activator activity. The record is from RefSeq and is a predicted model, not a curated record. Gene Ontology annotation, biological process: mRNA splicing, via spliceosome. Lineage: Eukaryota; Metazoa; Arthropoda; Insecta; Hymenoptera; Vespidae. Bases 523 to 2076 code for a protein of 517 amino acids.